Messenger RNA from Toxotes jaculatrix (banded archerfish), 5835 nucleotides. RefSeq names its product netrin 2 (gene ntn2). Bases 467 to 2371 code for a protein of 634 amino acids. Lineage: Eukaryota; Metazoa; Chordata; Actinopteri; Toxotidae. The transcript has 7 exons. The record is from RefSeq and is a predicted model, not a curated record. Gene Ontology annotation, molecular function: protein binding.
GCGCGGAUGGGUGCAGUGGUUCACCUCCUCUCGGUGUCCCCGCUCUUUAGACUAUGUGGCAGGCAUUUUUCUUGUCUUGAAAUAUUUUAACGCGGCGAGCGUGAGACACUUUUGCUUUUGGACAGGACGAUUUCUGUCGGAAGACAACCUAAAGGCUAAUUGAUGUGGAUAUCUCCCAGGGGACGUCUUUUUAAAUUCAGAGACAGCGACAGUCACGACUUGACAGCGGGGAAGGGCUCUGGUCAGUCUGAAGUGAAGGAUCACUGGGCUCAGCCCCUCUCCAUCCAUUGAGUCACAAUUAGACACAUAGGGGAAAACCACACAGACACAUUUACACGACAUUUACUCACAUUUACACACACAGACCCUUGAGUAUACACACACACACACACACACACACACACACACACACAGAAGGACUCAUCUGUGCACAGACACACAUUCACAAACAGGCCCUCUGAGCAGGAUGAGGGAACCCUGGAGGUGCCUGCUGGGCCUGUGCCUCCUGGCAUGCUCAGUCUCCACCCACAGUGCCACCAACCCCUUCGCGGGGCAACAGACCCAUCUAGAUCCUUGCUAUGACGACACAGGUGCAGCCCGCCGCUGUAUCCCCGAGUUUAUCAAUGCUGCCUUUGGAAAGGAGGUGACGGUGUCCAGCGUCUGUGGCCGGCCUCCGUCCCGCUCCUGUAGCGUGGUGGAGCGGGGCGAUGAUCGGCCCUCAAUACGUACAUGUCAAAUCUGUGAUGCAGCUGACCCUCGCCGUGCCCACCCUGCUUCCUACCUCACCGACCUCAACUCGGCCCACAACCUCACCUGCUGGCAGUCAGAGAAUCUGAACACCUCUCCGUACAAUGUGACUCUGACCCUUUCAUUGGGUAAAAAGUUUGAGAUCACCUAUGUCAGCCUGCAGUUCUGUUCACCACGACCCGAGUCCCUGGCCAUAUACAAAAGCAUGGACUAUGGCAAGACCUGGAUGCCCUAUCAGUUCUACUCCUCACAGUGCAGGCGUAUGUACAAUCGGCCCAACAAAGCAACCAUUACCAAGCAGAACGAGCAGGAGGCUCUGUGCACAGAUGGCCACACUGACCUCUACCCGCUUUCUGGAGGACUCAUUGCUUUCAGCACACUAGACGGACGGCCCUCUGGUAAAGACUUUGACAACAGCCCCGUCCUUCAGGACUGGGUGACUGUCACAGAUAUCCGUGUGGUCUUCAACCGGCCCCAGCUACCACGGGAGCUGGGAGUCGGGGCUGGAAGCAACAGCGGAGGGAGGGACGAUGACCCCAUGGCAGUGACAUCAACACUGCCAACUUAUUUCUAUGCAGUGGGAGACUUCCAGGUGGGCGGGAGGUGUAAAUGCAAUGGACAUGCCUCACGCUGUCUGAAAGACAAGGAAGGCAAACUGGUGUGUGACUGCAAGCACAACACAGAGGGCCCUGAAUGUGACCGCUGCAAGCCCUUUCACUAUGACCGACCAUGGCAGAGGGCCAAUGCCCGCGAGGCCAAUGAGUGUCUGCCGUGUAACUGUAACCUACACGCCCGUCGCUGUCGCUUCAACAUGGAGUUGUACAAACUGUCAGGGAGGAAGAGCGGAGGAGUCUGCAUGAACUGCCGCCACAACACCGCAGGACGCCACUGCCACUACUGUAAGGAGGGCUUUUACAGAGACAUGGCCAGACCGAUCAGUCACCGACGAGCCUGCAAAGCCUGUGACUGCCACCCUGUGGGCGCAGCGGGCAAGACGUGCAACCAGACCACAGGCCAGUGCCCCUGCAAGGACGGCGUCACCGGCAUCACCUGCAACCGCUGCGCCAAGGGCUACCAACAGAGCCGCUCUCCUGUGGCCCCCUGCAUCAAAAUCCCAGUGAUUGACCCCACAGCUGUAGUGAGCAGCACAGAAGAACCAGCAGAUUGUGAGUCAUAUUGUAAACCGGUGAAGGGCAACCUGAAGAUCAACAUGAAGAAAUAUUGCAAGAAGGAUUAUGCGGUACAAGUGAACGUACUGGACAUGGAGACGGUGGGGGACUGGGCCAAAUUCUCAGUUAGUGUGGUGUCUGUGUACAAGAGCCGUGGCGAGCCUUUGAAGAGAGGCGACAACAUCCUGUGGGUACACAUGAAGGACCUAGCCUGCAAAUGUCCGAAGAUCCAGAUGAGCAAACGAUUCUUGGUGAUGGGGGGCAGUGACGGCGGAACGGGCCCAGGGUCGGGCCCGGGGGUCGGACCCGGGGGUGGAGCCGUCGGUGCAGGGGCGGAGCGUGUGGGCCUGGUGGCUGAUAAAAACAGCCUGGUGAUCCAGUGGAGGGACAUUUGGACGAGACGUCUGAGGAAGUUCCAGCGCAAAGAGAAGAAGGGGAAGUGCAGCAAAGCAUGAUGGGAAAGCAGUGUCCAUCCCUACCUCCCUUCCUCGCCCACCCUCAUGAACCCUGACCCAGUGAUCCCCUUCCCAUGAAUCCCUUCUCCUCCCCCAUCACAGGAACACUGCACAUUACAAAGACUGCAUGUACCAUCCCUGUUUUAAGGACCACAUUUUGUGUAUAAUUAUUUUCCUUUUUAUUUUUCAAGUUUUGUCUUUAUGUCACUUUUUGUCUUUUUGUCCAUUGGUUUGCCUUAAAAAGGGACCAUUAAAAAGGGUAUGAAGUGUAGACAAAAGCAGACGCCAUUCCCUCCUUCAGCGACGACAGCGGUGUCCACUCCUCCCCCCCAACUACAACCCCGUGACUCCCAGUCUCCUUCUCCUGUCAAGACUGUCUCCUGCCACUUUGUUUCAGUACUCACAUAUAUGACUACCAGUGCUCACACUUCACAUACUUCUCUGAGGAUUUUAUGCCACAGUGUUCGUCACUUCAGAGACCAACUAAAAUCAGCAACAAGACGAGCUGCGCGUCCUCUGCUUGGCUGCCUCACGUUUUGCUGAUGAAACAAACUCGACUUGGAUCAGCACAAGCCGGUGCACCUGAUAACCUUUCAACAUUUGCUGUUAAAAUGUUCAUGAAAAUGGGGCCUACUUGCUCCAGGUCUCUGCAGUAACUUCUACAGACAGUAACUUAAAAAAAAAAAAAAGAAAAGAAAACUCUUGCCCCGUGAGGAACCAAGGGCUCCCUUUGCAGGGACAUUUUCCACAGCAAACCUCAGUCUCACCACCACUGCUGCUGCCACCAGACAGCCCUCACAGAAUAAACUGCUCAUAUAGGCUCUUAUAUCAACUAUUUGAUGCCACUGCUCAUAAUAGAAUUUAUAUUCUUUGUGUGGCUGUUUGUUAUCUCAUCCAUCCAUGUACCAGGCAUAUCCUUAUUUGAGAUAUAUCCGGUUGUUUAAUUUUUAAGCAGAACAAAGCCUGUUGGCUUGUGUGAGUCACAUUCCAGGCCUCUAGAGCUGUGCGUCUAGUCCCUCUCAUGAGUGGUUUAUAAAGUCAUGCAUCACCAUCAUGACUCAUUGCUUGUCACUUUUUCUGGAAGACAGAUUAAGCGGUGUGGACAAAUGGCUGGAAUUUCAGAACAAUACCAAUAUUUCCAAGGAGACUUUUUGCUUUAUGGGUAAUGUCUUCUGCUGGGUAGUGGCCUUCCAGAUGUUGCUGUGUGGCCACUGUCAUUUCUUUGUCUUUAAAAUGUCUGAAUAUUUUUCUGAUGUGUCUAGUGACUGGCAGGCUUGUGUUUGCCAAAAUAAGAGAUUGAAAGGAGAGUUCCUUUUCAUGCAGUAAAAAGAAAACAAAGUCGGAUAAACAACAUAGUCGUGUUUUUCUCUAGUAUAUUUUGACAAAAUGAAUGAGGCUGGAAAGUUUUUAGUGCUCACUGAUUGUAUUAUGACAUGAGAGGAUCAUAUUUCAUUCCUCAUGUGCUUUGUUAUGUUUGCAUGUUUGUGUUUUUUGCUGGUCCAUCAAAACCUUACAGUUAGCAGAGCAAGAACUAAACCAAUAUGAGCAUCGCGAUCCAAAGGAAAACUUCCCAAGUCAUCUUCCCCAACUUGCUUACCCGAACGCAGUCCCUGUCAUCCUUUGCCAAAUAAGCAUAGUCAGUUUUUAAAUUCAAUUAAGAGACUAUGAAAGUCAAGACCAACGAAAACCACAGAAAAACCCGUCUGGUUGCUCUCAAACUUUUUAUCUGCCUGUAAAGCACAUUACAAUUUAUUUAAAAAGAGUACAAGAUAAACACACAGUUUUGAGGGGCACAUCAAGCUAGCGUAGCAGUGAGUGUGCCGACAGGCAUGUCAUGCCAGCUAAUGGUUACGCUCCUUUGGUUGCAGCGGUAUGUUUGGUUUGUCAUUCUUCCAAAAGUGUCUCUCCUCCGCUCUCUUCUCUGUGUCAGCCACCACCCUCCCCAAACUCCCUUUUUAACCCAUUUUGCAUGUUUUGUAUUCAGUGUCUUAGAUAAGUGACAGCACAGAACGAGGCUGCCAAAACUGUACUGUACUGUAGUUCUUGUUUUCACGUCUUACGAGAAUGUAUGUCAAACUGUGAAGAACACACUCACGCAAGUGUAUGGUCUGAUUUUAAGUGUUUAUGAAAUAAUGUCACCAAGUCCAAGAAUGUGGUCUCCAUGACAGCUGCGGCUAUGAAUUAGAUUGUGUUCAAAUGGUCGUGGAUCUUCAUGCUUGUCUGUCUGUUUUAGGAUGACAUUUUAAUAAUCCCAUCCAAAAACAACCCAUAACCAAAAUGAGUUAUCGCCCACCGUGAUUUCUGGUGUGUGUCAGAAAAUGCAAAGAAGGACAAAACAGACUCUGAAGUUUUGACAGCUCUAUGCACAGGGCACAAUUCCCGCAGAUGGAAUUUCAGAAAAAUGCAGAACCAAGCGGUCAGUUAUUUGUGUGUCAGACAGGUGGCGUUAGUGGCACCAGCCUCCUCGCCCUAAUAUGUGAGUAUGGCGUGACACAUUAUGAUGUAUGGUCAAAUUACGUGCCCGUGAGGCCUCUCUGGCGCUCAACUCCUUAAGCGCCCAACACAUUCACGGAGGAACUGUAGCGUCCUUGAAUCUGGACUUUAUUUCACAUGGAAUCGUACAAAAGCCUUCUUUACUUCCUGUUGGCUCUCUGUUUUCCUCCUCUCAAGUGCCCACCCUCAAUGUUGGAAUAAAAGAUAAGAAGUAAGAGUGAGCCAGAUGUUGUUUGGGGGUAGAAACGUAGUCUUGUGAAAGCUAUUUAGUGAGCCUCAUAGGGAGAGCCGUCCUGUUGUUUUACGUUAACAAGCCCAGCAGCUUGGCAGUGGAACUGAGGCCAUAACUGCCUCACUUUGCUUUGUUUCCUCCCCCCUUUGCAGCAUUUAUAGCAUUCACAGGUGUGUCUGUGUGUGUGUGUCUAAUUAACCUACCCAAGUAAACAAGUGAUACGCACAUGAACUAUAAGUGCAGGGAGGUGAGAUGACUCUCAUCUGAAGGGCAGUGUUUUAGGGGGAUGGCCUAUGAUAAAGAAUUAUCAUUUACAUUUUCCUGGUCUGAUUGUCAUUCUUCUCUGUUUCACUUCCUUCUACGCCUUUGCCUUGUUUAAAGAGUCUUGACACAUUUUUAAUGUUGUAAAUAUGUACUGAACUGCCUCUGCCAUUUAUGUUGUCUUUAUGUAAAGCGUCACUCGGCCUGGGAUGGCUCACGUGUAUGGAUGUACAAACCAGAUGAUGUUAUAUGGAUGUAGAAACCAGAAACAUAUGCUUUUGUGAUCACGACCAGAAAGAUGUGGUUCAGAUAUUACACAGAAUGUAUUCCUUUUAGGUUUUAUGUUGUUGCCAGACAACAGCCGCCCAAUUGUAAAUGACUUUGAGGAGGAUCGAGUUUAAAAAAAAAAAAAGAAAAAAAAAAAAGUGACACGGGCUGAUCGGUCCCUUUGCUUUUUCCAUAGAGGUACAGGCGGGAA